GAGAGAAAACAAAAAAUGCAGACUUUAUCGGUAGCUUUCAGCAACUGUGCCCUGGUGAUAAGAUACUCUUUGGGAAACAGAAACAGUGUUGUUAAUCUUAGUUCAAUUUCUUCGUCAUCAUCUUCACCUGCUCCCACUCUUGUUUGCCGAUCAAAAUCAAAAUCUCAAACCGAUAGCUUAAGAGUGUUGGAAUGGGACAAGCUCUGCGAUGUUGUCGCUUCUUUUGCUCGUACUUCUUUAGGUCGCGAAACUACCAAGAAACAGCUUUGGUCUCUAGACCAGAGUUUCGAUGAAAGUUUGAAGCUUUUGGAUGAAACAGAUGCCGCCAUUCAAAUGCUUCAACAUGGUUCCUUCUGUCUUGAUCUCUCCAGUAUUCAUAUCUCCUUGGUUGAAUCGGGAAUUCGUCAUGCUCGGAGGAGGCUUUCCUUACGAGCAGACCAAGCACUUGAAGUGGCUUCUCUUCUUCGGUUCUUUGAUAAUUUGCAGCUUGAUUUGAAAGCUGCCAUUAAGCAAGAUGGAGACUGGUACAAGCGGUUUAUGCCUCUAUCUGAAUUGAUAAUGCACCCUGUGAUUAAUAGAUCAUUUAUCAAGUUAGUUGAACAAGUUAUAGAUCCUGAUGGUACAAUCAAAGAUUCCGCGAGUAGUACCCUUAGACAAUCACGUGAAAGAGUGCAAACACUUGAAAGAAAGCUACAGCAACUGCUGGAUGCUAUUAUAAGGAGCCAAAAGGAUGACGAAUCUGUCAUGGUAGCGUCUGAAAUUGAUGGAAGAUGGUGCAUACAAAUGAGCUCAAAUCAGCUAGCUUCUGUUAAUGGUCUUUUGCUUUCCAGUGGUUCAGGUGGAGGGACUGCGGCGGAGCCAAUAGCUGCGGUCUCUAUGAAUGAUGAUCUUCAAAGUGCAAGAGCAUCAGUUGCUAAGGCUGAGGCAGAAAUUCUUUCAAUGCUAACUGAAAAGAUGCAAGUUGAUCUUUAUGAUAUCGAGGUAGUGUUGAGCUACUCGAUUAAGCUGGAUGUGAUAAACGCUCGAGCAACUUACAGUCGUGCAUAUGAUGGUGCACAUCCUGAUAUAUACUUGCCAGCUGAAGAUGGGGUUGAAUCUUUGUCUGCUGAAGAAAACCCACCGGAGAGUAACUUAUCCAGUGAGGAAUCGCAUCCUAGAAAAGAAUGGUUGCUGUAUCUACCUAGAUGUUAUCAUCCUCUAUUGCUUCACCAACACAAGAAAAGCAUAAGAAAGAAGCGGGAGACUGUAAAAUAUCAUAAAACAGCAGACACGGUAUUAUCAGGAGCCCCGCCAAUUCCAGCUGAUUUCCAGAUCUCUAAUGGCACAAAAGUUUUGGUUAUAACUGGUCCAAACACAGGAGGUAAAACCAUUUGCUUAAAAUCAGUUGGACUCGCUGCAAUGAUGGCAAAAUCAGGUCUUUAUGUUCUAGCAACUGAAUCAGCACGCAUACCUUGGUUUGACAACAUUUAUGCUGAUAUUGGUGAUGAGCAGUCUUUGCUGCAGUCACUUUCUACCUUCUCUGGUCACUUGAAGCAAAUUAGUGAAAUUCUUUCACACUCAACAAGCAGAUCACUUGUGUUGUUAGAUGAAGUUGGAGCUGGAACAAAUCCGCUAGAAGGAGCUGCAUUAGGAAUGGCGAUUCUAGAAUCUUUUGCAGAAAGCGGUUCUCUACUCACAAUGGCAACUACACAUCACGGAGAACUAAAGACGCUUAAAUACAGCAAUUCUGCCUUUGAGAAUGCUUGCAUGGAGUUUGAUGACCUGAACUUAAAACCCACUUUCAAAAUCUUAUGGGGAGUACCAGGUCGAUCGAAUGCAAUAAACAUAGCCGAAAGGUUGGGGCUUCCAAGUGAUAUCAUCGGGAGUGCUCGUGAACUCUAUGGCUCUGAAAGUGCUGAAAUCAAUGAGGUCAUACUUGACAUGGAACAGUACAAGCAAGAAUAUCAAAGACUUUUGAAUGAGUCACGUGUUUAUAUAAGGCUCUCAAGAGAGUUUCAUGAGAAUCUACUCACAGCACAAAAGAACAUUAACGACCAUUCCACCAAAGAGAGACGAAAAAUGAGACAAGAACUAACUCAGGCUGGUUCGAUGACUCGUUCUACACUUCGCAGAACAUUGCAACAGUUUCGCAUAUCUGCUGCACAAUCUUCUCAGUCAAAGGUAGCUACGCAACUCCCAAAAAAAGUAGAAACGACUAAGGAUGAAAAUAGGGGAAUUCGUUCAUCGUCUGUGGUAGAGAGACGACCAAUUUCUGAAGUUGCGGCUCAAAAGGUUCCUGAAGUUGGUAGCUCAGUAUUUGUUUCAUCUCUUGGCAAAAAAGCGACUGUUUUGAAAGUAGAACAGUCGAAGAAAGAGAUCUUAGUGCAAGUAGGCAUCAUGAAGAUGAAAGUGAAACUGACUGAUGUUGUGGCCUGAAUCUAAAUGGCACGGUUAUAUUCAUUAGUAUCCAAACCAACACCGUUAUAUUAGCUUCAGAGUACAAAUGAUGUAAUUAACAUGAUAUGAAGAAACGUGACCUACUAAUUACAUGGUUCUUGUUC
This is a messenger RNA of Capsella rubella, 2540 nucleotides long. RefSeq names its product endonuclease MutS2. The coding region runs from base 16 to 2415 and encodes 799 amino acids. Lineage: Eukaryota; Viridiplantae; Streptophyta; Magnoliopsida; Brassicales; Brassicaceae. Gene Ontology annotation, molecular function: endonuclease activity; ATP hydrolysis activity; mismatched DNA binding. The transcript has 18 exons. The record is from RefSeq and is a predicted model, not a curated record. Gene Ontology annotation, biological process: negative regulation of DNA recombination; mismatch repair.